AUGGUGACCCAAAUUCGGGAUUUAAUCUUACCACUUACCACAGAUUCAAAGUUAUAUGAACUUUUGGCAAAUGAGUAUCCUGAUUUGGUGGAAGUACAAAAUUUUGGUAAAAGCUUCGAAGGCAGAAAUUUAACUAUGGUUUAUAUUUCUACUGAUAGGAAAGACACACCAAGAGUGGAAAGAGUCAAGUUGAGACUCCAUAGGCCUGUGGUUUUAUUAGACGCAGGAAUCCACGCCAGAGAAUGGAUUGCGCCAAGUAUGUCCUUGUACAUUUUGAAUCUCCUAGUAGAGCACCACCAGGACAAUAAAGAACUGUUGCAAAAGUUCGACUGGAUAAUCAUACCUGUACUAAACCCUGAUGGAUACGAAUACUCGCACGUUGGAGAUCGUCUCUGGCGCAAAACAAGGAGCACCCUUACAAGCUCUCCAGAUUGCAUAGGAGUAGACGCCAAUCGCAAUUUUAGGUUUCAUUGGAAAGAAGACGAUAGUCAUGCCAAACCUUGCGAUGAGGACUAUCCAGGAGACCAGGCCUUUUCCGAACCAGAAACCAGGGCUUUGAGAGACCUUAUGAAGGCACAUAAUGUACAACUGUAUUUAACUUUGCACAGUUUUGGAAACUUCAUCCUGUACCCUUACGGGUACACUUACGAAGCACCCGAAGGCUGGUGGGAUUUGCAGGAUAUUGCUUUUGAGGUGCUGGCACAUAAUGUACAAUUGUAUUUAACUUUGCACAGUUUCGGAAAUUUCAUCUUGUAUCCUUACGGGUACACCUAUGAUGCGCCCGAAGGCUGGUGGGAUUUGCAGGAUAUUGCUUUUGAAGCCGCUGGUGCUAUAAUGGAGCACCAUGGUCCUUCCUACACAACGGGCAGUUCCUCAGCAGUCCUUUAUCCUGCUGCAGGAGGCAGUGAUGACUAUGCAUAUGGAGCAGCAGGUUUAAAGUUUGCUUUUACAAUCGAGUUACCAAAAGGCGGUGAUACCGGUUUUGAUCCUGAACCCAAAGAUAUGAUGAAGAUCUUCGAGGAGACCAUGUUCGGGUUCAGGGUUAUUGUCCGGAUGGCCGGUGAACACUUUUGAAAGUAAUAAAGAAUUUUUUUUAAGCAUGUUUUGUUUUUGUUUUAAUGCGAACUGUAGAUUUUAUGCGUGAAGUGAAGCUUUUUAGGGUAGGAUUGGAUAAUGAAGUUUUUGGAUGCAAAUAAGGAUUGCAUUAGUUAAAUCUAAACAAGGUGCCGAAGGUAAAGUAAGAGAUAGAAAUAGUGAAAAUCAGAAUUAAUUUUAAAGAGAGAUAUAGAAAAAUAGAUGCAUUAUGUGCAAUAGAGACAUUCAGGUGUAUAGUAUAAAGAAAGACUAGAUAUUUACACUUAGAGAUAGAGACAUAAUACGAGAUAGAGUGAUACAAAGAGAGCUAGUCAGAAUGCAAAAUGAAGAA
Messenger RNA from Ctenocephalides felis (cat flea), 1426 nucleotides. RefSeq names its product carboxypeptidase B-like. Gene Ontology annotation, biological process: proteolysis. The coding region runs from base 1 to 1074 and encodes 357 amino acids. NCBI's taxonomy places the organism in Eukaryota, Metazoa, Arthropoda, Insecta, Siphonaptera, Pulicidae. The record is from RefSeq and is a predicted model, not a curated record. The transcript has 7 exons. Gene Ontology annotation, molecular function: zinc ion binding; metallocarboxypeptidase activity.